AUUCCAACAUUCCGCGGUCGGAUCCUUCCAUCACAAUGACGACAAGUCGAGCAUUCGUGCAAAACAACAAGGUCGGUAAUUCCGACGCUCCAUCAGCAAACGUUGGCUCUCUGUAGGGGGGAUUGUUGCGUUCAGGUGCUCGCGUGCACGGUGUUGCCUUCACGUGCCUACACGCAGCAACGCUGAUUAUGGAUAUUAUCGCGGAGCCGUCGCGAUUAUUGUUAUUGUUUUUCACAUUAUGUAACGUGCUUGGCGAUGGCGUGCGCGUUCACGUACGCCAGGCGGGCGUGCACGCGCCGUUUUAGAAUUUUGCAUUUCAUUGCAUUGUGUGUCCAAUAAAAUGCCAAACAUUUGGAAUUGACAUUAGGAACGAUACUGGUACGCGUUUUCAAAUUAAUAGCACUCGAAAAUUAAAAAUAUAUCCAUAUCAUUUGAAAGUUGCGUGAUUUAAAUGAACAAAGAUAGAAUGUAAUUACAACAAAUAUUUCAUUGUUUAUUCAUUCCCUCAAUUAUCAUAUUUAUAUAUCUAUGUCAUGAAUUUCAAUGGAUCCUUGGAUGUGUGUGGAUGAUGUUUAUGAAAGCGCCGCGAAAAGCCGCACGCCAAAAAUGCGAUAUUGGCGUCGCGACCGCAGAAAGGGGAUCCGCGGGUGUUCCGUGGCGCCAAUCCCGAGAAGCAGGCGUCCGCUAUAAAUACUUUUCGGAUUGCGCUGGUACGCGCGUGCCGCUGCCUAUUCCGCAUUUCCAAACUUGUCAUAUGCGCAAUAAGUUGGGCCCACGUUUGGAAUGUGUUCCUUCAUGUUUCUACAUGAUGAGAAAAAAAAAAACAGCAUUCCUGAAAAAUCGUUCACUGCGGGGCACCACAAAUUUGCGACUCGUGAGCUGAAUAUUAAUGCUCGGACGUUGUUUUAUUGGCCAUACUGUGAAGUGACCUUUUCAGGGGUGCGCCAACUCUUGACAGGCUGUUAAAGGGGGGUGCGCACCCCUUUAGAAAAGUCCUUUCAUAGCCGACGAAGGCCUGAUGCGGAAUCACGCUCAUAAUGAUGUCAAACAAUAUUAUUAUUGUUACGAUAUGUGGUGAAAAUGGCCUUCCUUGCGCAACAGGAAGAAAUGGAUGUGACGCGGGCGGGGAUCCAUCGCGGCUCUUCCUGUUAUUGCUAUGAAGGAAAUGGAGGUCUUGUUGAAGGCGGUCCUCUGGGGUCUUUCCCCUCCCUCCUCCUGUUUUCACAAGCCGGCACCACGGCCCCCUUGUACAUGAUAGAGAGUGGGGCGCAAUUACGCCGUCGUGUCUUCUCCCCGGUCACUAAAUCUCACGACGCCGGAGAACAACCGGCCCAGCGACUUCUGACGGAUCGAUUCAUCACGCCUAUCUGGACGUCGCUGUGAAAAGCGGCCCGUGUUGGAUGUGAAUGAAUCGUUUUGAAAAAUACGCAACGGGCAUGUAAAGACAAGCUUAAUAGUCGCACAUCAGCCCGGUUAGGCCAACGACCCAUCUGGACGGAAUUAAUCGCGUUGCCAUCUGGUCCGGCGCGUUCUCCAAGACCUGCAACACGCCAGAAGCUGGAGCGGCCAGAGAGUUCGUUAAAAAGCCCCAAUUUGCUUUGCCGCUGCUCGACGGUGCGGCAAAGCUGUCAAAUGGCAACUCAUCGCACCGUCGUCCGGAUGAUGAAUCCGUUCAUCGAUUAGUCUGUUUUUCAGGCAAAACAAUUUUUUGGUGAAAAAAAAACGUACGUUCGUAGACGAGGGGCACGUCUAGAUUUCUCUGAUUGAGAUCUCAGUUUCCUCCGAUUUUCUUUGUUUACUAUUCCUACAGCAACCCGUUUAGGCAAAAAAGAAAAAUACCUGGGCGUGAAUUUUUUCACCAAAGCCAACGGGUCGAGUCCGUCCGUCAGACACUCAACAUCACCUCACUGAGCUGACAGUUGGAGCGAGCCCUUUUAAUUCUUUGCCCGCGAUAAAUCUUGUGUAUAUCUGUCAUGAGCGGGGCUGGAGCACUGCCAGGAGGGGCGUGGCCCGGUCGCCGCUCUGGGCGGGGCCACCUCUGGCGCUCGUCACAGCUUUUGAGAAUUGAUCAUGUAUUUCUGUUGGAGUUUUCGUCACGCACAUUUGCUAGUUUAUUGAGUUUGCGCCGGGUCACCCACUGGACAUUAUGCCUUUGCCUCGGAGUCCCAGAUUUCGGAGGUUCGUGACAAUAUCGAGGCGUAGCCUGGCAACGUGCCACUCUUGUCUUUGGCCGCCAGAUGUCGCCCGGGCCAUUGAGCUGCUGGAGAAGCUGCAGGAGUCGGGCGACGUUCCCGGUUACAAGCUGCAGUCGCUGAAGAAGGUCCUCCAGAGCGAGUUCUGCACCGCCAUCCGUGAGGUCUACCAGUACAUGCACGAAACCAUCAACGUCAACGGCUGCCCCGAGUACCAGGCCAGAGCCACGGCCAAGGCCACCGUGGCCGCCUUCGCCGCCAGCGAGGGCCACUCCCACCCGCGGGUGGUGGAGCUCCCCAAGACGGAGGAAGGCCUGGGCUUCAACGUGAUGGGCGGCAAGGAGCAGAACUCGCCCAUCUACAUCUCCCGCAUCAUUCCCGGCGGGGUGGCCGAGCGCCGCGGCGGUCUCAAAAGAGGCGACCAGCUCCUGUCCGUCAAUGGCGUGAGCGUGGAGGGCGAGCACCACGAGAAGGCGGUGGAGCUGCUGAAGGCGGCCAAGGACAGCGUCAAGCUGGUGGUGCGCUACACGCCCAAGGUGCUGGAGGAGAUGGAGGCGCGCUUCGAGAAGCUGCGCACCGCCCGCCGCCGCCAGCAGCAGCAGCUGCUCAUGCAGCAGCAGCAGCAGCAGCAGCAGCACAACUUGUCCGCUCAGCAGAACCACACGUCGUUGUUCCAGAAGAAGAAGAAAUGAAGGCCGACGCGACGUCCGCCGGAUCUCCGGGAAGCGCGAGCCAACGCCAAGCUCCCGGAGUGACGACCCUUGCGACGUUCCGCGCCGAAAAACCAGCGCCAGCGUUUUGUCCAGAAUUUGGUGCUUUUUGGACAAAAAGGAACACGACGGAUCCCGACGUCCUUGUUUAACCUUUUCGUGUCCUCUUGAUUGUCUUUCUUUCCACCGGCCCAUCUGUUUUUUUUCGUUUUUUGUCUUUUUUUUUGUCCCACCAUGCCUCGGUCCUCACGGUGCUCGUGCCGGAACGUUAUUUUUAAGGAAAAUACUGUUCGGAAUGGUCGCAAAGGACUCGUUUCGUAUCUAGUAGCUUGAGCAAUAAACACGCAGGCAGGCACGUUAUUGUCGAUCACAUUCAUCAUUUGGAUGAUCAAGUAUAACUCACCCGGUAAAGUGUAUAAAUAAUGACCUAAAAUGAUGGGCAACAAAAUGGUAAUGUUUCGUAUUUCCUCCCAAAUGUAUUAGAUUUGUAACGCUUUUUGAUGGUUAUCAUUGUGCAAUAUUUCCCCAUUAGACGAGCAGAAUGUCAGUCACUUCCGACCCAAAUGAACCAGAUUUAUCUUUAUUUGACAUAGUUUAUUGUAUUUAAGAUCGGAGUUUUAUUGUUCUCUUUUGUGUAUAUGCGGAACGACGACUCUUGAAGGUCUUCACGUUGUGCAGAUGAUGUGGCCGUUGAUAUUUUGACAAUCAUUGCUGGUGAAAAUGUGGAAUGUUCAUUGAUGGAUAUAAUAAUCCAGUGUUCCUCCUUUUGUGCGUGAACACCCCAUUUUGUGCAUGUGUCUUUAUUAUUUCUUUACUUAUUAUUUUGUCCUUUAUCCAUCUCAAACUGAGCCCCCACCACCACCACCCCCCAAAAAACUUUAUGAAUUUACACUUUAUCGUCGCAUUUUAUAACAUCAGUGAGUGAUCGCUUCAUUUAUAGUGCAAGAUGUGCCACACUGCCAGAUUUGUACCAGUCAUAAAUAAUACAUUUUUGGGGGGGGGGCGGGGGGUGUCAUAUUGCAUUUUCUACUUUGCAGUCAUUGAAAUAAUUUUAGAAAAGGACAUUGUUGAUAUGCAAUUGUUAUACAUACUAUAUUUGUAUAAAUAAAUA
Syngnathoides biaculeatus (alligator pipefish) is the source of this 4013-nucleotide messenger RNA. RefSeq names its product lin-7 homolog A (C. elegans) (gene lin7a). NCBI's taxonomy places the organism in Eukaryota, Metazoa, Chordata, Actinopteri, Syngnathiformes, Syngnathidae. Gene Ontology annotation, biological process: protein localization to basolateral plasma membrane; neurotransmitter secretion; maintenance of epithelial cell apical/basal polarity. The record is from RefSeq and is a predicted model, not a curated record. Bases 2147 to 2884 code for a protein of 245 amino acids. The transcript is spliced from 5 exons. Gene Ontology annotation, molecular function: L27 domain binding. Gene Ontology annotation, cellular component: basolateral plasma membrane; MPP7-DLG1-LIN7 complex; cell-cell junction.